Coniosporium apollinis CBS 100218 is the source of this 1374-nucleotide messenger RNA. RefSeq lists its product as uncharacterized. Gene Ontology annotation, molecular function: oxidoreductase activity, acting on the CH-CH group of donors; flavin adenine dinucleotide binding. Bases 1 to 1374 code for a protein of 457 amino acids. The record is from RefSeq and is a predicted model, not a curated record. The transcript is spliced from 2 exons. Lineage: Eukaryota; Fungi; Ascomycota; Dothideomycetes.
AUGUCCUCCCAAACCCCAUCCCCCGACCAUCCCGCCUUCCUCCGCCUCCCGCCCUGGGUGAAAUCCAAGCUCCGCCCCUUCGCCAUCCCCAUCAUCCAGAAAGUCCACGACUGGGUUGAGACAGAAUGCAUCCCCGCGGAGCCCGUGAUGCGGGCGCAGCUAGCCCAGGACCGGUGGAAGACGCCCAAGCUGAUGCAUGAGCUGCGCAAGAAGGCGAAGAGCUUGGGACUGUUUAAUCUGUUUCUGCCGAAUCACUUUGAGGAGAGUCCGGGGUUGACGAAUCUGGAGUAUGCGUGCUGUGCGGAGAUUAUGGGGCGGUGUUAUUGGGCUGCGCAGACAAUGAACUGCCACGCGCCCGAGACCGGCAACAUCGAGCUUCUCGCUAAAUACUGCACCCCCGCCCAAAAAGAGCAAUGGCUGAAACCUCUCAUGGAAGGCACCAUGUGUUCGGCCUACUCAAUGACGGAGCCCGACCGCGCCUCCUCCGACGCGACCAACAUCGGCUGCUCCCUCCGCAUCGAGGGCGACGAGUGCAUCAUCAACGGGCGCAAGCUCUACGGCAAUGCGCAGUGGAACCCAGAGCUGGGUUUCUACAUCCUGAUGGCAUGCUCGGACCCCGAGAACCCGAAUCCCUGGAACCGGCACACGACGGUGAUCGUGCCCGCGCGCUCCAAGGGGCUAACCAUGACGCGCAACCUCACCAUCAUGGGCUACGACCACGCGCCCGAAGGGCACGGCGAAUACAUCUACGAAGACGUACGCGUCCCAGCCGCCAACAUAAUCCUCGGGCCCGGCCGCGCCUUCGAAAUCGCACAGGGCCGGCUCGGCCCGGGACGCAUCCACCACUGCAUGCGGCUCAUCGGGCAAUCCGAGCGCGCCUACGAGCUCGCGCUGAUCCACGCCAUCGACCCUGCCAAGAAACCCCGCGGCAAGCUCAUCGGCGCCUUCGACAGCAACAUCGAGCGCAUUGCCGACAUGCGCAUGGGGAUCGACAGCAUGCGGCUCGUCGUGCUGAACGCAGCCGACACGAUGGACAUCCACGGCAACAAAGCAGGGAAAUACGCCAUUGCGCAGAGCAAGAUCCUCGUGCCGAUCCAGGCGGCCAGGAUCAUCGACGAGUGCAUGCAGAUGUUUGGCGGGCAGGGUCUUACGCAGCAUACGCCGCUGCCGGAGAUGUGGACGUAUGCGCGGUUUGUGAGGGUCGCGGAUGGGCCGGAUGCUGCGCAUAGGCAUCAGGUGGGACGGGAUGCGCUGAAGGCUGCGGAGGGGUUUAGGGAGAGGCAUAAAAAAUACAAUGAGAGGCACGCGGAGAUUUGCAGAGCUUGGGGUGUUGAUCCGGGUUUGGGAGGGAGGGCGAUUGAGGACUUGUUGUAG